Staurois parvus is the source of this 442-nucleotide messenger RNA. NCBI's taxonomy places the organism in Eukaryota, Metazoa, Chordata, Amphibia, Anura, Ranidae. The record is from the annotation of a GenBank genome assembly.
GGGAGAGCGGAUAUAGUGAAUGCCGGGUCCGGGGAGAGCGGAUAUAGUGAAUGCGGGGUCCGGGGAGAGCGGAUACAGUGAAUGCGGGGUCCGGGGAGAGCGGAUAUAGGGAAUGCGGGGUUCGGGGAGAGCGGAUAUAGUGAAUGCGGGGUCCGGGGAGAGCGGAUAUAGUGAAUGCGGGGUCAGGAGGAGAGCGGAUAUAGUGAAUGCGGGGAGAGCGGAUAUAGUGAAUGCGGGGUCCGGGGAGAGCGGAUAUAGUGAAUGCCGGGUCCGGGGAGAGCGGAUAUAGUGAAUGCGGGGUCCGGGGAGAGCGGAUAUAGGGAAUGCGGGGUCCGGGGAGAGCGGAUAUAGUGAAUGCGGGGUCCGGGGAGAGCGGAUAUAGUGAAUGCGGGGUCAAGAGGAGAGCGGAUAUAGUGAAUGCGGGUCCGGGGAGAGCGGAUAU